ACCACGGCCGCAUGACCCACUUGUCAAACUGUGUAUGUGUGUGUGGGUCAGUUCAUAGUGUCAGCGCUUUAAGGAAAAGCACGAAGGGCAUUUCUUUGGACUAGAAUAAGGAAAGGAAACUUCUCCAAACUGGGUUAACUGUUCUUUCAAUAGAGAUACAGAGGCAGGAUGGGCUGUCUGAAAUCAACGCUCAGUGGAGGUAUGGCGAGUGGUAUGGACGGGAAAAUCAAACAGUCAGCUGCACAAUCUGAUCCAUCGCGUUAUGUCAGGGAUCCCACCUUCAACACACGAGACAACAAGGGUAAUACCCUGUUACCUGGUCAAAGGUUCCAGAUGAACGAGAAAGAAGGAGCUGGUAAAGUGGUGGUCGCCCUUUAUCCUUAUGAAGCUUUGCAUAGCAAUGACUUAGGAUUCAAGAAAGGAGAAAAGAUGAAAAUCCUGGAAGAACUUGGAGAUUGGUGGAAAGCAAAGUCUCUAACAACCGGCAAACAAGGGUUCAUCCCGUCCAAUUAUGUGGCUCAAGUUGACACCAUGGAAACAGAAGAGUGGUUUUUCAAAGACAUUACGAGGAAGGAUGCAGAGAGGCAGCUGUUGGCACCAGCAAACAGAGCAGGCUCUUAUCUAAUCAGGGAAAGCGAAACAUCAAAAGGGAAUUUCUCUCUGUCUAUAAGAGAUGUUGAUGUCCAGGGAAUGGAAUCAGUAAAGCAUUAUAAAAUUAGGAAGCUGGAUAAUGGCGGCUUUUACAUCUCUCCCAAAAUUUCCUUCCCUGACAUCGGCAGCAUGAUCAAACAUUACCACAACAAGGCAGACGGUCUUUGUCGUAAACUUGAGCGUCCUUGUGUAAAACCCAAAGCCCAGAGGCCGUGGGACAAGGAUGCCUGGGAGAUUUCCAAAGAAUCCAUAAAGAUGGUGAAGAAACUGGGAGCGGGACAGUUUGGAGAAGUCUGGAUGGCUUACUACAACAACACAACCAAAGUGGCGGUUAAGACGCUGAAACCUGGCACUAUGACACCGGAGGCUUUUUUGGAAGAAGCCAAUAUCAUGAAGACGCUCCAACAUGAAAGACUGGUUCGGCUUUAUGCCGUCAUAACCAAGACAGAACCGAUCUACAUCAUCACUGAAUAUAUGGCAAAUGGAAGUCUUCUAGACUUUUUAAAGACUGACACGGGAAACAAACAACCACUACCGAAACUCAUUGAUUUCUCUGCACAGAUAGCAGAGGGAAUGGCAUUCAUAGAGAAAAAAAAUUACAUUCAUAGAGACCUGAGGGCUGCUAACGUCCUCGUGUCUGAGAGCCUGCUUUGCAAAAUAGCCGAUUUCGGCUUGGCAAGAGUCAUAGAGGACAACGAGUACUCUGCAAGGGAAGGUGCCAAAUUCCCAAUAAAGUGGACCUCUCCAGAGGCCAUUAACUACGGCUGCUUCACCAUCAAAUCAGACAUGUGGUCUUUCGGGGUGCUUCUCUAUGAGAUCAUCACAUAUGGAAAAAUCCCUUAUCCAGGUAUGACUAAGGGGGAGGUGAUGUCAUCCAUUCAACGUGGCUACAGGAUGCCCCAGCCUCCAAACUGUCCCCCUGAGCUGUAUGACAUCAUGAUGUCCUGCUGGAGGGACAAGCCUGAAGACAGACCCACCUUUGACUACUUGCAGAGCGUCCUGGACGACUUCUACACCGCAACAGAGGGACAGUACCAACAUCAGCCGUAGCGCUACCAGCCCUGUUUGGGUUUCCCAUAAAAAGACUUACAGACAUUUCACAUCCACAUCACAUUGUGUUUUAUUUACUUUUAUGCAAAUCUCUUGUACAUAUAUCUCACAUUCUGAUGUAUGUGGAAUUUUUGUUUAUUUCUACUACAAUUAUGAAUUGCAUUUUUGAGCUUCACAUUCAGCCUCUGAAUAUGAAGGCUGUUAUAUUUAGUAUAUUGUGAACAAUAUCGAAUCGGAAGUUGUAAAAAAUAAUUAUUUGCAAUCACGCUCUUUUUGAGCACUAUGGUCUCUCUGGGACUAGAUAUAUUAAUACUAUUUCCGGAUA
Molecule: messenger RNA, 2026 nt
Organism: Cyprinodon variegatus (sheepshead minnow)
Lineage: Eukaryota; Metazoa; Chordata; Actinopteri; Cyprinodontiformes; Cyprinodontidae
Gene: lyn
Product: tyrosine-protein kinase Lyn-like
Exons: 13
Coding region: 169-1701 (510 amino acids)
Biological process (GO): cell surface receptor protein tyrosine kinase signaling pathway; cell differentiation; protein phosphorylation
Cellular component (GO): extrinsic component of cytoplasmic side of plasma membrane
Molecular function (GO): ATP binding; signaling receptor binding; non-membrane spanning protein tyrosine kinase activity
Source: RefSeq, a predicted model, not a curated record